UAUUUCCAAGAUGGCAGCCUCCAUGCGACUGCCCGUGGUGGUGAUUUUGGGAUCAACUGGGACAGGAAAAUCGAAGUUGGCACUUGAGCUAGGGAAGAUUUUUAAUGGAGAAAUCAUUAGUGCCGAUUCCAUGCAGGUCUACAAGGGGUUAGACAUCAGCACAAAUAAAGUGACAGCUGAAGAGUUAAGGCAAUGUCCCCAUCACAUGAUCGACUUUCUCAGUCCUCUGACCAGGAACUACACCGUCACUGACUAUAGAGAUGCCACACUACCUAUUAUUGACCGACUCCUGAAGCAGGAAAAGCUCCCAAUCAUUGUUGGAGGCACCAGCUACUACAUAGAAUCCCUCCUGUGGAACUUCAUCGUUACUAAGCAGAAUGGUGCGUGUCAUCUACUUUUAAAAGUUAGACAAGUUUGGCUGUGUCUUGAAUCCCUGUCCUUAUAUUUCAGAGCUCUAGAGAUGUAUGACACCCACAAUGUGACCUUGAGCAGUGUGUAUAGGGCCCAGAGGAGCCAGCUGUCUAACCAGGCCCCGAGUGGCCCCCUAAGGUUCCACCACACCUGUGUCUUCUGGCUUCAGAGUGACCUUCCAGAGCUUGGUAAGAGGACUGACCGGCGAGUGGACACAAUGAUAGAACGUGGCUUGGUGGACGAGUUACAGGACUUCCAUCAACAGUAUAACGCUGACCGCUUAAAGGAGGAAAGUGUGCCGGACUACACACAUGGGAUAUUCCAGAGUAUCGGCUUCAAGGAAUUCCACAACUUCCUCAUAUUGUCAAAGGAGGAGCAAACCACAGACAAAGGGAAGCAACUCUUUAAAGAAGGAGUAGAAAAUCUCAAGAAAAGAACGCGCGCCUACGCCAAGUAUCAGGUGAAGCACAUCCGCAACAGAUACAUCAGACGCCGAGGCGCUAACACAUUACCUGUAUAUGGACUGGAUGUCUCUGAUGUCUCUCAAUGGGAGGACCGUGUGAAAACACCAGCUGUGGAAGUCCUAACGGAUAUUUUACAGGGGAGAGAACCCCGUCAUGCCCCGAUCCCUUCAGAAGAGACGGAUAACUACCUUGUACAUGAAGUUUGUGACAUCUGUAAUGAUGGUCGCAUGUUCUACACGUCAGACGAAUGGAACCGUCAUCUCAAAAGUAAAAGGCACGAAAGAAGGAAAUAUAGACUUAAAAAAGAACAAGCUAAUUUAUUGAAAAGAACUGAAGCAAAAGAAAAGGCGACCUCUGAUGAUGCUACGCAAGCCGGUGUAAAGGGGGAUAACUCUCAUCUGGAAGACAGUGUCAUAGGUGAUUUUGAAACAAUGGAAGACAAUGACAUUACAUCAGGCAAUGUCAGUUUUCACGGUUCACCCACAAAUGACUGUGAACUGGGAAAUGACAUUGAUACAUCAGAUAAUGUCACCAUGUCACAUGAUGUCAAAGAAGAUAAUGAUGUAAAGGGAAGCAACUCCACGAUGUCAGGCAGUAAUGUCAACGAUUCGCCUGAUACAAACCAUGAAAGGGGAGAUAACUCUCCUAAAAACAAGGAUGUCAGUUGAAAUUGAUUUAAAGAAAAUUGUUACAAUGAGGAUUUAGCUUGAUUACAAAACUACAAUUUGACCGGUGUUUAAGAAAAAAAUAAUAAGAAGUGUGUUUUGAUUCUGUAGACUGAUAGAUAGCAGAUAAGCUUUCUGUAACAGAAUAUUCCUGCGUGGGAAGUUCAGAGCAUGGGUAUAAACAUUCCACUUGUUGUCGACAUAAUCUAAGUGUCAGAAUAUUUCACAAAUUAUUAUUUGUGGAAGUUGAAACUACCAAGACAUUUAAGAACUAUUGGUUCUUUGCUUUUUCUAACUCGAUUUCUUAUCUGUUAUUUUGUGAUUAAAGAAUAUUAAAGAAAUAUUAACACAAUUUUA
Messenger RNA from Pecten maximus, 1897 nucleotides. RefSeq names its product tRNA dimethylallyltransferase-like. Lineage: Eukaryota; Metazoa; Mollusca; Bivalvia; Pectinida; Pectinidae. Gene Ontology annotation, cellular component: mitochondrion. The transcript has 11 exons. The record is from RefSeq and is a predicted model, not a curated record. Gene Ontology annotation, molecular function: tRNA dimethylallyltransferase activity. Bases 11 to 1543 code for a protein of 510 amino acids. Gene Ontology annotation, biological process: tRNA modification.